This is a messenger RNA of Pelagomonas calceolata, 748 nucleotides long. The record is from the annotation of a GenBank genome assembly. NCBI's taxonomy places the organism in Eukaryota, Pelagophyceae, Pelagomonadales, Pelagomonadaceae.
AUCUGCCGGGGCCUCCCGGCCAGGCUUGCGGAAAUAGACGAGGCCUUGGGCUGGCCACGAGGACUGUUUGAAGCCGUGGCAAGAAUAGCUAGCGGCCGUAAGGCACUAGCAAAGCAUUUCACAGAGUCAGCAGCCAUCAACCACACGCAUACCUCGUCGCAGACGUCGCGUAGACAUCUUACAGGCAAGGCACACUCGCCCAGCAUACCACUGACACCAUUCACAAUCAUGGUUGCACGCACGACUGCCGUCUUCGCCCUGUUGGCAGCUGGCAGUGAUGCUCUGUCAGUGGUCUCGUCGUACAAGUCUUACAAGUCUCGUCGCCAUUUGCUCAGCAGCUUGACCUUCGGAGCCGCCGGCGCGGCCGCUGUGUUGGCACCGAAUGCUGCGUUCGCGAGCGGCGUCAGCCUCGAGGAGGCGGCCAUCAACGCGGAGAAAUACCGCGUCAAGGGUAAGCAGUGCACACCAACGAACCCGGCCGAUUGCACGGCGCGCUACAACCAGAUGCUCGACCCGCGCGCGGGCCGCACGAAGGAGGAGCUCGCGGCGAUGGACAAGCGCGACGCGAAGGAGCUGUCCAUGCUCGAAACCAUGUUGUCCGACGUGAAGUACGAGAGCACGGGCAAGGGGAAGUAGUCGGUCGUAUGUAGCCCCCGCGACGUCGGAGCUGUCCACUCGAGCUGUUGUAACAUUGUAUCGACCGAAAACUACUAGUAGCUAACGCCAAUUACUCACCUUCACACGUCCC